This is a messenger RNA of Eimeria maxima, 2769 nucleotides long. RefSeq lists its product as hypothetical. Bases 1 to 2769 code for a protein of 922 amino acids. The record is from RefSeq and is a predicted model, not a curated record. NCBI's taxonomy places the organism in Eukaryota, Apicomplexa, Conoidasida, Eucoccidiorida, Eimeriidae. The transcript has a single exon.
AUGGGGUUUGUCUCUGGCUUGCCGGGCCCCAUGCUCUCGCUGGGUUUGAUCCUCACUUGUUGCUGGUUGGUAGCAGCAGCAGAUGGUGCUCUUGUUGGGGCUUCUGAGGAAGACCCUUUGGUCUCUGCCUGGGCAGAAGGAGAAGGGCUCAUUGAUGCUGCAGGUAACGUGGAGGUGGAGGCUGUGCCUGAUACCGUUGGGGGGGGUAACUCUGCUGUAGCUGCUCCGUUGCAGCUCGAGUCGGGUGCUGCGGGGCAGCGGCUUACUGCAUCCGUUGGCGCUGUUACUGUUGGUGUCUCUGCUUUUCCAGCUAGUCCACCUGUUGCUGGUCCACCUGCUGCUGGUCCAGCUGCUGCUGGUCCAGCUUCUACUGGUCCAGCUGCUGCGGGUUCAGCUUCUGCUGGUCCCGCUGCUUCGGGUUCAGCUUGUGCUGGCCCAGCUGCUUCUGGUCCAGCUUCUGCUGGUCCAGCUGCUGUGGAGGAUGAGCCCGUUACCCCCAGCAGAGCGCCGCCCGAAUCCCCUGGAAGAGAAGGUCUUAGAGUGGGUGGCGCCUUUGGUGAGGAAGAAGCAGAAGAAGAGGAGGAAGAUGACGAAGAUGAGGAAGAUAGCGAAAGCGAAUGGGCAGUGCGCUGGGCAGACGAAGAGGGCGGAACACUUCACGAGGUUUUCAGCUUCGAGGUCCAGGACGACGAUGAGGAGUAUUCUUCAGGCGAACUGCGCAAGAAUGAAGCAGCAGGAAGAGGAGUUGGACCUGGUGGCACUAACAAGAAGGAUGUCCCUCGCCUGCCGCCUGCACCAGAGCGAGGCAUUCUUGUGGGGCCCCUUCCAGGCCCCCAAAGCAUAGACUGGGAAUUAUUGUUUGAAGUGUGGGAUUAUGACGAAGACCCAUACACCCCAACGGAGAGUUCUUUAGUUGCAAAUAUAUCCGGUUUGCAGGAAAUUAAACGGGCGCUCCCGCCGAAGGUUAUUUAUGCCGUCGUGCUGCUUGUUCUGCUGGCUUCUGCGCUUUCCAAUCCCAUUGCAGCAGCUAAGAAUGCUCGAAUUGCUGCAACUCGUAGAGAGAUUGCUGCAGCCAAAAGGGAGGGCCAUGCUCUUGCUGAGAAGACAAGGCUGCUGCAGGAGGCUGCUGCUGCUCUGCAGGCAGAAGGAGCAACACUUGCUUCGCUGCUGGCCCAGCAGCAGCAAUCCAUAGAUUCCCUCGAACAGCUGCACGCAGCUGUUGCUCCUCCUACUGAUGCAGAUCUGCAGGAGCACCAGCAGCAAGACCAACAGCGACACCAACAACAGAAACGGCACAACCGUCGUCAGCAGCAGGAACUGCAGCAGCUGCAGCAGCUGCAGCAGCAGGACUUCGGGGCCGACUGGGGGCUACUCUCAGAUCCUGUCGACUUCCGUCUUCGCUCCGUAAGGACUUGGGGCUCCUCUAGAGUUUUUGUUGAGAUGGAGCUGCAACGCCUAGCUACUGCCCUUGCUGCACAGAUUCAACCGCAAGAGCAGCAGACAGAAGCGACGGAAACAGCAACGCCAUCAGCGACAACUAAAGCGGCUGCAACACCAGCAGCGGGACACAUUGCUCAGGACGGAGCAGAAGCUGCAGAGCCACCGGCCGGUGAAGCAUCUCCAGCAGGAGACUCAACUGCAGCAGCAACAACAGCAACAACAACACCGCGGCCACCACCACCACCAGCGGAAGCAGGAGUGCAGCAGCUGCUGCUAGGCAAGGAGGGGAGAGGAGAAGUGGGACGUUUGCUACAGGGGACACGUACGGUGUUAACUGCUGUGCAGGCAGCAGCAGCAGGAGGAGCGGGUUCUUCUUGCAGCGUUAGGAAGGGACAGAAGCUGCUGGUGUACGGUUUACUGGUGCUCAGGCAGCAGGAGCUGCGGCGUCAAGCAGCAGCCUACCAGUCGCAGUUGAAGCAACUUUCUGAGGCUGCUGCUGCAUCAAAGCCGGCGCUGGUGCGGCAUCGGCAGGCGGUCUUGGUUGCCAUCAGCAAAUACCUAAAAACAGCGAGAGAGGCCUUGUCUCUGCAGGCGGAAGUUAGCGCAGCAGCUGCUGCCGCGUCUACUGCUGCCAAUGCGGAGACAGCAUCAGAGAUGGAGACAAGGACAGAGACAGAGGCCAAGACGCAGGAGAAGGUGGGGACAGAAACGGAGGCGGGGCCAGAGGCGGAGCUAAAGGAAGAGGGGGAGGGAGUUGAAGAGGAACGUCCAGCCGAGCAGGAUGCUAGUUUAGCCGAAGAUGCCGCUGCUGCUGCUGCUGCUGCGGCGGCGGCUGCGGCGGCGGCGGCGCCGAAGGCCGAGGCAGCGGCGGAGGCAUUUGGCAAGUUCAUAAAGCACCUGAAUUUAGAGGAUUUGAGCUCAGCAGCGGAAGUGCUGCACCAGCCGGCCAGCAGCAGCUCAGCAGCGAAGCUUGCUGCUGCAGUAGCAGAUGCAUUGCGUGCAGCAGCUCCGGGGUUUGCUUCAGCAGCAGCAGAUGAGGCGAUGCUGCAGUUUGCACUUGCUGACCUGCGGGAGCACACAGAUGCAGCAGAGCAGCAACUGCUCGGCACGAAACUAAGGGAUUCAUACGGGAGGCUCAAGGCGAGGCAGCGGCAGCUGCUGCAGACCCUCAAAGCUGCUCUCAGAGAACUUUCUGCUGCUGCAGCGGAUGCUGCAGUCCAGCAGGAACGAUCCAAGGUGUUUAGUGAUGCUGCAGCGAAUGCGAUGGAGGGACUUAGUGCUAUUAACUCCGUCAUCGCGCAGGCUAGACAAGAGGCUAUACAGGCCUGA